GCAGCCGUGAGUCGGGGGUGAGCGCUGGAAGCGCGCAAAGGCAAAGCGAGUGACGGACGACGCUUGAAGUUUUAGCGAGACCAUUCGGGCGCACUUAAAGUUUUUUCUUCUUCUUCCUCCUCACCUCCUCCUACCCCCCUCGAGGAAAAUGACUACGUAGAACGGGUUAAAGUUUAAACUGUUAAACCGAAGAGCCCGUGACUGGAAGAAACUAAGGGUGAAAAACACGGAUGUUGUUGUGUGAGGUCAGGAAGUAGUCCAAGAUGGCCACUGCUUCUUAUGAUCAGCUUCUAAAACAAGUGGAGGCACUGAAGAUGGAGAACUCCAAUUUACGUCAGGAAUUAGAAGACAACUCUAAUCACUUGACUAAACUUGAGACAGAAGCUUUGAAUAUGAAGGAAGUGUUAAAGCAACUGCAAGGCAGCAUUGAAGAGGAGUCUUUGGGAACUUCUGGACCGCAGAUUGAUCUCUUGGAGCGUCUGAAAGAGAUGAACCUGGAUGGCAGCAGCUUCUCCAGCGUGAAGUUGAGGCCCAAGGCAUCCCUGCGCUCGUAUGGCAGCCGUGAGGGCUCUGUGUCCAGCCGCUCUGGUGACAGUAGCCCCGUUGCCUCAGGCUCUAUCCCCAGGAGAGGGGCUGUAAAGGCAGCCAAUGGAAGCACUGCCUACUUGGACGAACUAGAGAAGGAGAGGUCUUUGUUGAUGGCGGAGCUUGAGAAAGAAGAGAAGGAGAAGGACUGGUACUAUACACAGCUUCAGAACCUCACUAAGCGCAUAGACAGCCUUCCCCUGACAGAGAAUUUCUCUUUGCAGACAGACAUGUCACGACGGCAGCUGGAAUAUGAGGCACGACAGAUUAGGGCUGCCAUGGAGAACCAGCUAGGCUCCUGCCAGGACAUGGAGAGGAGGGCACAGGCAAGACUGGCCCGUAUUCAGCAGAUAGAGAAAGAAAUGCUUCGGAUCCGCCAGUCUGAGUCAGUCGAGCUGGAUAAGGCAAUGCAGAGCAAGCGUGAGCCAGCCUCUCGUGAUUGUGAAAGACAGAGCGAGGGAGGACAGCCUUCCAGUGACCCUGGCACAACAGCUCAAGCGUAUGGUCAGGCCUCAGGUGUCCGAAUGGACCAUGAAACAACCAGUGACACAAGCUUCAGUGGGAGUUACUCUGUCCCACGCAGACUAACAAGCCACCUGGGCACAAAGGUAGAGAUGGUGUAUUCUCUGUUGUCUAUGUUGGGCACCCAUGACAAGGAUGACAUGUCCCGUACCCUGCUGGCCAUGUCCAGCUCCCAGGACAGCUGUAUUGCCAUGCGCCAGUCAGGUUGCCUGCCAUUGCUCAUCCAGCUGCUCCAUGGCAAUGACAAGGACUCGGUGUUGCUGGGUAAUUCACGUGGUAGUAAAGAGGCGCGUGCCCGGGCCAGUGCCGCCCUGCACAACAUCAUUCAUUCACAGCCUGACGACAAGCGUGGCCGCCGAGAGAUUCGUGUGCUGCACCUGCUAGAGCAGAUUCGGGCCUACUGCGAGACCUGCUGGACAUGGCAAGAGGCCCAUGCUCAAGGAGUGGACCAGGAGAAAAAUCCUAUGCCCUCUCCUGUAGAACACCAGAUCUGUCCUGCAGUGUGUGUGCUCAUGAAGUUGUCCUUUGACGAGGAACACAGGCAUGCUAUGAAUCAACUGGGUGGAUUGUCAGCCAUUGGAGAACUGCUUCAGGUGGACUGCGAAAUAUACGGCAUCUCCAGCGAUCACUACAGUGUGACACUCAGACGGUAUGCUGGCAUGGCUCUAACAAACCUGACCUUCGGCGAUGUGGCCAACAAGGCAACGUUGUGUUCCAUGAAGGGCUGCAUGAGAGCAAUGGUGGCACAGCUCAAGUCAGAGAGCGAGGAUCUACAACAGGUUGUAGCCAGCGUUUUGAGGAACUUGUCUUGGCGUGCUGAUGUGAACAGUAAACAAACUCUCCGGGAAGUGGGUAGUGUCAAAGCCCUCAUGGAGUGUGCCCUUGUUGUGAAAAAGGAAUCAACUUUGAAGAGUGUCCUGAGCGCCCUAUGGAACCUGUCAGCCCACUGCACUGAGAAUAAAGCUGAAAUAUGUGAUGUAGACAGGGCUUUGGCCUUCUUAGUUGGCACACUAACCUAUCGAAGCCAGACAAACACUUUGGCAAUUAUUGAAAGUGGAGGGGGAAUCUUGCGAAACAUUUCCAGUCUAAUAGCUACAAAUGAAGACCACAGGCAAAUACUGAGGGAAAAUAAUUGUCUGCAGACGCUUCUACAACAUCUUAAGUCCCAUAGCUUGACUAUAGUAAGCAAUGCAUGUGGAACUCUUUGGAACCUUUCAGCGCGAAAUGCAAAAGACCAGGAGGCCUUGUGGGACAUGGGGGCUGUGAGCAUGUUAAAAAACCUAAUCCAUUCCAAGCACAAAAUGAUUGCCAUGGGCAGCGCUGCAGCUUUAAGAAACCUGAUGGCCAACAGACCUGCCAGAUAUAAAGAUGCCAAUAUCAUGUCCCCAGGAUCCAGCUUGCCAUCUCUGCAUGUCAGAAAACAGAAAGCUUUAAUUGAGGAACUGGAUGCACAGCAGCUUUCUGAGACAUUUGACAAUAUUGACAAUUUGAGCCCAAAAGCUUUGCACCGUAGAAAACCCAGAUGUCACAACAGUGAUGGUGUUUGUCGGCCUGAAGGCUUCAGCCCAAGCAAUGUGAUUGCCAUCUCUCCUUUCAUGAACACAUCGGCCUUGGCUGGGUCAGUGUCCAGAGAUGGCAGAGGAAGUUCAGAAAGCUCAAAAGUAGAGCGGGAUCGUAGUCUUGACAGGGAGAGACGUGCAGGUGGACCUGAUACCUUCCAUCAUCUGGAUAAGGCUUCCCAGCGUUUGCAGAUGUCUUUGACUGCUGCACAGAUUGCCAAGGUCAUGGAAGAAGUCCAUAGCAUUCAAAAAGGCCAGGAUGCAAGAAUUGUAGCAAAUACACCAGACACACAUCUGUCCACUGCUCAGGCCCAUUCUAAUGCAUAUAAUUUUAACAAAACAGAGCUUUACAGCAGAACUACUGCAACAGCGAAAGUUGAGUACAGAGCCUCCAGUGACAGUCUGCAUAGUGUUGGCAGCAGUGAUGGUUAUGGAAAAAGGGGUCAGAUGAAGCCAUCAGUUGACUCUUACUCAGAAGAAGAAGGCAAGUGUUGUGUUUAUAGGAAGUACCCUGCUGAUCUUGCUCACAAGAUACACAGUGCCAAUCAUAUGGAUGAUAAUGAUGGAGAUCUGGACACACCAAUAAAUUACAGCUUGAAGUACUCGGAUGAACAGUUGAAUUCUGGCCGGCAAAGUCCCAGUCAGAAUGAAAAGUGGACAAGACCCAGACAUCUUGAUGGUGAUACAAAGAGACUUGAUCAGCAGUCCCAAAACCCAGGUUAUCUUUCAUAUACGGAAAGUAAAAGUGAUGAGGACAAACGCAUCAAAUAUUCCCCAAGAUUUAUACAGUCAGAAUGUGCUGGUUUUAGAUCAAAAAGCUCCACUAGUUCAGAACCAAGUCAAGGCAGUUCCAGUCAAGGAAUAAACAGAAAAAUCAAUCAGACCAUGUGUGCUGUUGACGAUUAUGAAGACGACAAACCAACCAAUUAUAGUGAGCGAUAUUCUGAAGAAGAACAACCUGAUGAAGAUCAGCCAAUGAAUUACAGUAUAAAAUACAGUGAGGAGCACCACCACAUGGAGCAACCUAUUGAUUACAGCUUAAAAUACUCUGAUGCUCCUUCCUCCCAAAAGGUCAUGUUUAGUCAUUCAAAGUCACCUUCUCUCCAGAGCUCUUCAAAAGACCAUAUGAACUUGGGUAGUAACACAUCCUCUUUAACGUCAUUAAAGAAUUCUUGUCGACAAAAGCAGUUGCACUCAUCAGUUCAGUCCCAGUCUGGAUCAAAUCGGGUUAAUCAGAAGACCUCUACGAGUAAAGUGUCUCCUAUCAACCAAGAAACAUUGCAAACCUACUGUGUUGAAGACACACCAAUUUGCUUUUCCCGUGGCAGUUCUUUGUCAUCAUUGUCAUCUGCUGAAGAUGAAAUGGAUGAGCCUGAGUCAUCUUCCAAUGUAGCAAGCUGUUAUUCUACUUUGCCUAUCACUGAAAAGAAGACAAGUGGUAUUUUGGUUGCAGAUCCACCCACUUCCACAAGCCAGUCCAGUUCACCGUAUAUUCGAGUGAAACCUCGAAGAAACCAAGGGUCUAAUCUGGCUGCAUCAGAUGGUUCAAGACAUAAGCCUAGUGAAAUUUCCUCUGGAGCAAAGUCUCCAUCCAAAAGUGGUGCUCAAACUCCUAAAAGCCCUCCAGAACAUUACGUGCAAGAAACUCCACUUAUGUUUAGCAGAUGCACCUCUGUUAGCUCACUUGAAAGUUUUGAGAGCCACUCCAUUGCAAGUUCUGUGCAGAGCGAACCAUGCAGUGGCAUGGUCAGUGGAAUCAUUAGUCCCAGUGAUCUACCGGACAGUCCAGGACAAACGAUGCCACCCAGCCGCAGCAAAACUCCCCCUCCCCAGAUUCCUCCCCAAACAAAACCUAGGGUGAAAGUGACUCACCGCCCUGAGAAGAAGGAUUCAGGCCCACGGCAUGCAACUGUGAAUGCAGGGAUCCAAAAAGUCCAAGAACUUCCCAACAAUGAUGUAAUGUUGCAUUUUGCAACAGAAAGCACUCCUGAUGGGUUUUCAUGUGCUUCAAGUUUAAGUGCAUUGAGUCUUGAUGAACCAUUCAUUCAGAAAGAUGCUGAACUUAGGCUUAUGCCUCCAGUUCAUGAAGAUGAUGAUGGAGGGAAUGACAUUCAGCUAGAUGGUGACACUACAGAUACAAGUAACCAUGAUAAACCUAGUGUAUAUACUGAACCAGAAAAAAACAUACUGGUUAAUUCUGAUGAUGAUGAUAGUGAGAUAUUAGAAGCAUGCAUAUAUUCAGCCAUGCCAACAAAGUCUUCAAGAAAACCCAAAAAACCAUCACCUUCAAUUACUUCAAGAAUUCCUCAACCCGUAACAUGUAAACCUAGUCAGCUUCCUGUGUAUAAACCACGUUCUUCACAAAAUAGAGUGCAGCAAAAGCAGACUGGCUUUAGUCAUGUGGAAGACAUACCAAAAGUAUUUUGUGUUGAGGGAACACCAAUAAAUUUUUCCACUGCAACAUCUCUGAGUGAUUUGACAAUUGAAUCACCCCCAAAUGAGCUUUCAAAUACUGAGACCUCCGUGCUUGGUGCAGAGCUCUUUUCCAUUCAAACAAAUUCAGUUUCCAAAGUGAGAAGUACAGAAGGUAAGGAUGCAAGCCAAAGUCUCACAACUCAUAAAUCUGCUUUGGAUGACAAAAAUGAAGACGGGGAUGAUAUUCUUGCUGAGUGUAUCAGUUCUGCAAUGCCGAAAGGUAAGAGCCACAGGCCUCUUAAAGUUAGAAAAAUUAUUGAUCGAGUGCAGCACCCAUCUACCUCUUCUGGGAAUCAAAUUAAACAGGAAUUGGAAAGGAAGCCCACUUCCCCCGUAAAACCUAUGCCACAAACUCGUGAAUGUACAGAGGGGGCCAAAGGUCAAAGCCCUUCAAAUAGUUUUCCACUUGACACACCAUACUCUGAAAAAAAUAAGUGUCCUAAAAAACCAGAUGUAAAAAUGGCUUCCAGAGAAAUUCACAAUAAACCUUCAGGCGGCAAUGGAAAAGCGCAUCCAAGUUUUGCUUUUGAUUCUCCUCAUCAUUAUACUCCCAUAGAGGGCACUCCUUACUGCUUCUCACGUAAUGAUUCAUUAAGUUCUUUAGAUUUUGAAGAUGAUGAUCUUGAUUUAUCAAAAGAAAAAGCUGAACUCAGAAAAGGGAGAGAAAGUAUGAAAUCAAAAAAUGUCACUGAGCGUUCCUCCAGUUAUCCAGCUUCCAACAGGUUGCAGAUGUACCAGAAGACCUCUUCAAAAGCUCCACUUAAGCCAACUUCUUACCUAGAGGCACCGAAAGAUAGUACUUGCACAGUACCAGAUGAGAAGCAGAAAUUCGCCAUUGAAGACACACCAGUCUGCUUCUCUCGAAACUCCUCUCUUAGUUCACUGAGUGACAUUGACCAGGAAAACAACAACAAACCCACAAAUCUGAAAGAAAGUCAAGGGGUGGUAACCAGGCCACCUGCAUCUGGUUAUGCCCCAAAGGCAUUUCACGUUGAAGAUACUCCUGUAUGUUUCUCAAGAAACAGUUCACUCAGUUCUCUUAGCAUUGAUUCAGAAGAUGACCUUCUGCAGGAAUGUAUAAGUUCUGCCAUGCCAAAAAAGAAAAGGUUACAUAGAAAAGAGGGAGAGGAUCGUGAGACAAGUAAAGAUAAAGGUAUGACUGGGAUGUUAUUAGAUGACACAGAUUUACCAUUGGAUCUUGCAGACAUAGACAGUCCUAUUUCAGAACAAGCUCUUUCACCAGAUUCCGAUUCAUUUGAUUGGAAGGCCAUUCAAGAAGGCGCUAAUUCUGUAGUGAGCAGCUUGAAUCAGGUGGCUGCCUGCCUCUCAAGACAAGGCUCAUCUGACACAGAUUCAGUUCUUUCUCUCAAGUCUGGUAUCUCUGUUGUGUCUCCCUUUCAUUUAACACCAGAUCAAGAAGAGAAGCCACUUGCAUCUAACAAGGGCCCAAGAAUAUUAAAAUCUGGUGAAAGCAGUACUUCAGAAGCUAGAAAAAGGGAGGAGGAACAAGCCAAAAGCAUUAAAGGAGGUAAAAAAGUAUACAAAAGCCUAAUAACUGGAAAACCUCGUACAAGUAUUGAUAGUGUAUCUUCUCAACAAAGACAAGUGUCAGUCCCUGUAGUCCCACGUGGCAGAACAACUAUUCAUAACCCUGGUGUAAGAAACAAGUCUCCAAGUAUGAGUCCAGUUCCUCAAAAGAUGACUCCCAAAGGUACUGCAACAUCAUUCACACAAGGACAGAACAGCAGUAAGCCACCACAAAGUACCAAAGAACCACUGAAGCCAGACCCUGUUCAGUCAAUUGGUCAACAAAUCUCACAAGCAGGAUCAAGCAAAGCUUCAUCUCGAUCAAGCUCAAGGGACUCUACACCAUCUAGACCAGCUCAGCAACCUUUACAAUCUGGCAAACCUGUGAAAUCAUGUAGCCGCCCUUCCCUUUCACCUGGAAGAAAGAACACUAAGUUAUCUCAAAUACCCCGGGCAGUGUCUCCAAACACAGCUCCAUCAAAAUCUCCUGGAUCCAAUAGAAUUUUAUAUACUUCCCCUGGCAAACAAUUGAAUCAAACAACUUCAGCAAAGCCAAGUGGCUUACCAAGAAGUACCAGUGGGAUUCCAAAGAGUGAAUCUGCUUCAAAAGGUCUAAACCAGCCUGAAGCUGUAGAAAAGUCAAAAAAGUCUGAAUUAUUAAGGAUGUCUUCUACAAAGUCCAGUGGUAGUGAAUCUGAUAGAUCAGAGAAACCAGGCCUUGUUCGCCAGUCAACCUUCAUAAAAGAAGCUCCAAGUCCAACUCUUAAGAGAAAACUUGAAGAGUCUGCAUCUUUGGAAUCUUUGUCAUCUUCUUCAAGGCCAGUUUCCCCAACUAGAUCUCAGUCUUACAGUGUUUCAAGUCCAUCUUUGCAGGAUGUGUCUCCAUCUUCACCUCCUGUAGUAAACUGCUGGAGAAAAGCACCACAGAGUCAGAACCCCUCAAAAAACGCAGAUGCAAAGCCUUCUAAGCACGAGAGUUCCCGUUCCCAAUCUGAAAGUCCCUCCAGACUUCCAAUGAACAGGUCAGGAACAUGGAAACGUGAAACUGGUAAACAUUCUACCUCACUCCCCAGAGUGAACACUUGGAAGAGAACAGGAAGCUCUUCUUCUAUCCUCUCAGCCUCAUCUGAGUCAAGUGAAAAGGCAAAGAGUGAAGAUGAACGACUGAUCUUAAGUCCGGUACAAAUCAGCAAACCAGAUAAAGGUGGCCAGCCCUCUCUGAAAGGGACAUGGAGGAAAAUGAGAGAGAAGAAAACUUCUGAUUCCACUAAUAGUAAAUCCCAUGGCCUGUCAGAUAAUGACUCACCAUCUACUCCUCAGAUGGCUCCACCCGUCUACAAGACUGAAGAUGUGUGGGUGAGAAUUGAAGAUUGUCCAAUUAACAACCCAAGGUCUGGAAAAUCUUCAGUAAGCACCCCUCAAUUAAUAACUGACAGAGUAACUGACAAGACUACUGCAGCUAAUGCAGACCCAAGUGAAAUGCGGUCAGAGCAUUCUGCAGUGCUAGAAACCUCUUGUAAUUUAAAUUUGCUUGCAAGAGCAAAUGGUGAAAAGAAAGUAGGAAAUCAAGAGGUUAAGUCUUUGGGUCACCCAUGUGCUGUAACAGAGACUCGUGAAAUCUCAGCUGUUGAUCGGACUCCUUUUGGUUCCUCAAGCUCCAGUAAGCAAGGUUCCCCUAGUGGUGCUGUGUCAGCAAGAGUGACCCCUUUCAACUAUAAGCCAACCCCCAGAAAAUGUGGUGCAGAUGGCCUGGCUGCUCGACCAUCUCAAAUUCCAACCCCAGUGUCAAGUAAUGCAAAGAAAAGUGGUUCCAAAGAAGACAUUGUGGAGCCCAGUAGUAAUGAAAAUCCCAAGCAAAUUUCUGGAUCAUACCUUGUAACCUCUGUUUAAAACACAGCAAAGUUAGGCUCUGGACACUAUUAUUUACAGUCUUACUGCUUUGCUGACCCUUAAGCAAAGAAAACCAUGCAAUUAUUUUUUAAAAAGGUUACACAUUUAAUUAUGGCACAGCAUUUUUGCUGGUAGAAAUAUAACUGGUGCACUUUGUUGUCAGAAGUAAAGUUGUUUUUGCCUGGUAUUGUAACCAUAUUUGUACUGUACAGAUUUUUUAAAAAUGUAUUUAAUUGAAAAUCCCUGUUAUUAUCAUGUGUCUUGCUUGGCUUAAACUUAAAUUUAUGAUUCAGUCAUUUCAGUGGUCUCCUUAAGAUGUACCAUUUUAGGAAUGUAUUGAUUUUUUUUUUGUUGCCCCCCCCAAUACAUUUACAUAGCAGAACAUGAUUUUUCUGCAGUACAUUUUAACCUUCCCAUUCACCUCUUGCAUGAGCUAAUCUGAUGGUUUGUUUACUGAAGUAAUGUGGGUCAUAUGAUGUGUAUUGGUAGGUAUAGUGUUAAAACACUUUGUCUGAUCUGAAAUUAAAUUACCUGUAACCUUGAAAAUCCUUGGCAGAGAUUUUAAACCCUGGAAUUAGAAUUCAGCAGAGGUAGAUUGUUUUAUUGUUAGCUAAUUUAUUUUUGGAUGAGGAGGUUGUUCCUUUAAUGGAUCAUUUUAUGUCUCACUAGAACUGAAUGAACACUACAGAAGUAUUUCUUACUGUCCCCAUGUUCCCAUCCCAGUCUCCACAGUCAUUGUUAGAGCAUGUUAUCUGCGCAAAUAGACUGUUUUCUUCUGCCAUAUAUUACACAAAUGUGAAUUACUGAACCGUAUCUUCAUGCAAUAAAGUAACAAAGGUUGAUUAUUUAAGAAAAUUGCUGUCGCAAACUGCAAAUUGUAAAGCAGCAUAAUAAACACUGU
Messenger RNA from Scleropages formosus (Asian bonytongue), 9459 nucleotides. Its product is annotated as adenomatous polyposis coli protein-like. The record is from RefSeq and is a predicted model, not a curated record. Gene Ontology annotation, biological process: negative regulation of microtubule depolymerization; cell migration; nervous system development. Gene Ontology annotation, cellular component: beta-catenin destruction complex; cytoplasmic microtubule; catenin complex. The transcript is spliced from 16 exons. The coding region runs from base 264 to 8558 and encodes 2764 amino acids. NCBI's taxonomy places the organism in Eukaryota, Metazoa, Chordata, Actinopteri, Osteoglossiformes, Osteoglossidae. Gene Ontology annotation, molecular function: gamma-catenin binding; beta-catenin binding; microtubule binding.